CAAUCAUUGACGUGAACCGAACCAUGUUUCAGUCAUUACUACAGAUUUACUGAAGGGAUCCUUCAGCUCUUCCCCAAUGUGUCUAGUUAGCAGCAACCAUGCAGAGGAGAUCCAUGCUGCCUCUCCAGACAUGGGUAGCCUCCCUAGCCUUCUUGUCUCUCGGGAGACUUUCGAGCCCAGACUCUGUGGCCCCACCUCAAGCCCCACGGCAAAAGGAGCCCACAUGGACUCCAGGGAGGGGCAUGCAACCCCUCUGAGCGGCAGGAGGAGGCACCACAGGGAGGGGCAGUGUGGAGAGAAAGGGCUGGGACCCUGUUCCCUACAGAGCCUGACCUCCAGUAGUCAGAACUCCACAACAGCCACCAGAAGCAAAAGCAAAUGAUUGUUGGCUGGAAAAAAAGACUGCAGACAGUUCUCAGAGUUCUUGGACGACGUGAGCGGCAGAGCGCUGGUCCGGUCAGCCUGGAUGCCUUCAGAAAACGACCACCCCCCCCCCCCCCGCCAAGAUCCAGCUCACUUGGCCCGAGCCUCACCCCGACCACAGGGUCCAGAGACGACAUUGUCCAAGCAGAGCGCCGGUGGGGCAGCAGUUGGCCCUGCUCAGGCUCCCAGCAGCAGAGCACUCGGCCUGGGGAGAGGAUGCAAGAUCGCACAGAGUCGACGGUGGGGAAAGCCUACCUGGAGACAGACAUCGACAGUGUCCGGAGGGAGGAUGAGCUGAAGGACAUCAAGACUACUAAGGAGAGAACAUUGUCAAAGCUGGAGAGGCAGAGGACAAUGGCACUGGGAGGAAAAGCAGCUCCUCCAGAAUUCUGGCAGGGAACUUUUGGAUGGAUGAGAAGUCCAAGUCUAGCUUUGCGCGAUGAGGGGUUAGGUGUGAGAUCCCACUACCGAUCCUACUCUCUACCCAGAGGGAUCAACAUGGUUCCUGACGAAGAGAUGAACACCAUCAGUGAGCAGCAGAGGCAGCAGGCAGCAGGAAAGCAGGAUUUCUCUGUCAUCAUCUCAGGCACCAGGCGAUUCACUAUGAGGCUCUGUGUGAGCACCAGCGGAAGCUCUUUGCAGGAGCAGAAAGAAGACCUACGUAAGCGUCUGUCCUACACCACCCACAAGCUGGAGCUGCUUGAGAGCGAGUUUGACUCCACCCGCCAGUACCUGGAGACAGAGCUACGCCGUGCUCAGGAGGAACUUGACAAGUUCACGGACAAACUACGCAGAAUACAAAGCAGCUACUCAGCACUGCAGAGGAUCAAUCAGGACCUGGAGGAUAAGAUCCAGAGAAAUUCUCAGCACCAUGACGAUGAGAAGAGAGCCCUGAGCAGAGAGAUCAUUGUGCUCAACAACCACCUGAUGGAGGCCAAGCUGACCAUUGAGAAACUGCGGGAGGACAAUGAUUUGUACAGGAAGGACUGUAACUUGGCUGCCCAGCUGCUCCAGUGCAACAAGUCCCACUACCGGACCCAGCUCUCUGAGUUGCCAGCUGAGUUCCAGGAACGUGUCAGCAUGCACAUGGAAGGCACACCUCUUUGCCACACUGCCUACGCCGACUCAGUUCCUGCCUCUGUCAUCGCCAAGGUGCUGGAGAAGCCGGACGAGGCCUGCAGCGGCAGCCAAGCCUCCAGUUCACCCACCCCCCAGGCCCAGGACCAAGGCUUCCUCCUUGACACCCUGGACAGAGGUGCGCACCUGGGCCUCCGGGCGGCCUACAAGUCCGACCUGUACAGCAGCGACACGGCCCUGUACUGCCCGGUCGAUCAAAACCGUGAGCGCAGGCCAAGCAUGGACCUCCAUGGACAGAGGAAACUGAUUUACGGACCCCAGAACUCCAUGGACAGUAACCCAGAGGAGGGUCCCUUGUUAGGGCUAAGGUCUGGCUUCUCCCAGGAGUGCUUUGCCAAGUUCCCCACCACUCUGGGACCCGCAUCAGGGAGCUCGUACUCCAGCUUCAGCGGAGGGGGCUCGGACGACAACAAGGGUGACGGCCCCCCGAGCAGUACUGCCUCCUCCCCCCACCACCACUCCCUGUACAUGGACUGGAGAGAUGGGGGAGACUAUGAGAGGAAGAGCGACUCCUCCUGGGAGAGGGACAGUCCUGGCGGGGGUGGGUUUGCCAAGGUCCACGCCGUCUUCCAGCAGGCCGGUGAGCAUGGCGGAGCACACCACCAGAACGGCAGCUCGCCCGUCUACAGCCGCACCAUGUCGUCCUGCUUCAGCGAGCCCUACGAGCCCCUCCCUCCCUCGUCCUCGCCCAGCGUCGCCUACGGUGACAGUCGCCGUGGCAGCACGCUGGCGCCAGAGGAGGAGGAGCUGAUUGGCCGCUGGAGGCAGCUCAGUGUGGAGGACCUGAGCGCCCACUCGUACCACUCGCCAGGCCGGGCCUCGCCCUACAGCUUCUCCGAGCAGCACUUCUCCGUACGCCCUGCCAAGAUCCGCCUAGGGCCCCUGUACAGCAGCUUCCAGGAAGGGGCCGACUACUACCACCAGGGACCCAUCAUGGAACCCCCAGUGGGCUUCUCCACACCCAGCCCAGAGUGCAGCCCUGGUGGGGGCCUCCGUCAGGCCCAUCAGUCCCACAGCCAACAGGCCCACCAGACCCAUCUCUACCGGGCCAAAGAGGACAGCCAGGACUCUGAGAACAGCCCCUACCACUCAGGGAACACCAAGGAGGGUAGUGUCGGCGGGGCGGGGGGUGGGGUUGGUGCGGGGCAGAACAAGGAAUACGUGGACGUCAGUCCCAACAGCUCCACUGAGUCCCUUAACCAAAGGUCCCUGCAGAUGGCCGCCGAGAUGCAGCAGCAUUACCAGGCCGAGAUGCAGCCCCCUUCGCCCCCUCAGGGGAGCCCUCCACCGCCCCCGCCAGCACCAUGUCCUCCACCCCCGCAGUACCAACAAUUUGGCACAUUAGGACUCUCCAGAAAGGACAGUCUGACCAAGGCCCAGCUGUACGGAACACUUCUGAACUGAAAGAAGAAAAUGCUCUUGUUCUCUGAGGUAAUAUUCUCUCUCUUUCUCCAUCUCUUUUUCUGUUGGGAUGUGAGGUGAGAGGUCUUGGUGAAUCCGGCAAAACACGUGAAUGUGUUUGAGGCUAGCCGUUCGUUCUGUGGAAGGACAUUCGUUUUGAUAGGUCAGUUAGAGGAUACGGUGAGGUAGGUUCAGCUUGAAUUGGUCAUAUUGUGGCCACGUCUGUGAUGGACUGACAAACUACUGGUUUGUAUCACUAUAAUGAAUGUCUGUGGAUGUUUAGGUCAGGUGAAUUGACGAUUUCUUACAGUGUCAAAUGAAUGGGAAUUAUAAAAAGCAACAGUGCUGUGGUACAUUAGGUUUUACAAAAAACUAUUUGAAUGUUACUGGAGAACACGGUUGCUGAACAGUUGUACCCAAAGCAGUGAGCUUGUAGACAAAGUAUUUAAAGUAACUGUUGAAAUAUGGACAUACACAUAUAUAUUUAAUUACAACUACAAUAAUUGAGUGUUCAAAGAUAUAUUUUGUACGUAGCCACAUUCUAAAGAAAGCAUUACACUGAUGAUUAUAUAGAAAUGGAUACAAUUCAAUCAGGUGUGGACACCUAACACUGUAUAUAUGUCUGGUUAAGAGCAACUGCCAAUGAAUGAGAGACACUUCGAAUGUUGAAGAUUCAGAAGACUCAAAGUCAAAUAUAGAUUUGUUUAUUGUCAACCACAGGCUGAAAACUGUGCUGCAUUUGGGCAGAGUAAAAUAUGUAUGGGCAUGGGGCUUAGGUUAAAGUUGCAGUACUCUCUAGUAUAUUAGGUGCCUUGGGAAUGUGUUAAAGUGAUGUUUUACUCAAAAAUAGAUAUCCUUAACCUGAACCUGAGUGCAGCUCCAUUCAUUUAUUUUUUAUUUUUGCUUUGACAGGAUUUCACUAUCUAUAGCACCUAGAAAAAAAUCUAUUAAUUAUUGUAUAACCAAAUGACUUCUUUUGAGACAUUAACGUAUGUCUUGAACAAUGAUGCCAUUUCUAUUAACACACGUAAAAUGUAUCUGUCCUUGGUGACCAGAUCCGGUAUUCAACCUGAGGGCUGUAUUUCCUUAAAGUGAAAAUUAACAACAUAUUUUCCUAUAUCCAUUGCUUUUGGAAAUAUUAUUAUUAGUGAGCUGGACAGUUGAGAAACUGAAUGAAUGUAAAUACAUUUUAAUACACAGUUUCAAUUCUGUAAUUUUCAAGUACAGUAUUUUUAUGUUCGUAACCCCUGGCAGGCCAAUGGUGUACACCUCUGCUCUAUAAACAUUUAGGUUUUCCAGUCCCACUCUACCUCAGAUUUCCAUGCCCAUAGUCCCAUCAAGCAACUACAAUCCUGUUUCUGUCACAUAAUGAUGCAUGUUAAUAUCUUUCUGUUGUGUUUCGCUUAACCUAAUAAAGCACAAACUACGCAUUUAUAUGCACCAAGGCUUGAUGAACUACUUCAAUGUUGGUGUAUGUGUGAGAGACUGCAGUGGAUAAUGCUAGCAGGUAGGUAGGUAGGUUUCCAUGCAAUUGGCAACAUAAUUUUUUGAAAGUAUUCUCAAAUCCACAUGAAGGUGUGCAUUUUCUGACCAGCAGUCUUUUUCUUUUGUUUAAAAAGGCAUUGUGUCCUGUAAUGCACACAAAAUGUAUUUUUUGCGUAAGUUUUCAUGUACUAAAUAAAAAUCGUAACUUGUAAGUGUUUCAAUCCCAUUUCCACUCUACCAAUAGUUGUGUCACUGAAUUGGCAACUAACACGUGGGCCCUCGUCGUGGCAUUCGGUCGAACAGCAGCCCCGCUUUAAUCAAGUCACCGGGACCAAUCACGCUUAUACCUGUACACGUGAAUUUCAGUAACUUAUUUUAUUUGUAGCCUAAUAAACAGGAUGCUUUUUGAGCAGUAUUUAGAGGACUACAGAACAUAAUCAUUGCAGGGCCCCAGUUUACUUCACUGUUAUAGUUAGUUUAGCAAUAUAUACCAUCAUUUCUUGCAUAAUGUAUUUUACAA
Molecule: messenger RNA, 4966 nt
Organism: Esox lucius (northern pike)
Lineage: Eukaryota; Metazoa; Chordata; Actinopteri; Esociformes; Esocidae
Exons: 8
Coding region: 379-2964 (861 amino acids)
Cellular component (GO): synapse
Source: RefSeq, a predicted model, not a curated record